AUGUACUUGAGCCUAUUUUGUCGAUCGAGAAAUGGCAUUCUUUUAUGCGCUUUCUCGCUAACAAGCCAAGCAGUCCCUAGCGGGCUAUCCGUCAUUAACUCGAAGAAGUGCAACAAGACCAGUAUCGAACUGGGAUUGCCUCUCUUUCAAUCUUCGGAAGUUACUUUGUAUCCCUUUCUAAUGCAAUAUCUUCAAUCAGAUCUUCUUGAACCGAAAUCAGUUCGACGAUUGAUUGAAGUUUUUGGAGAAAUUUCGCCGAUAAACUCUCACAAGGACCGCAGUUUUGUGUCUCUAGUAUGUAAAGAUUGGUACAACGCUGAGUGGUGGAGCAGACGUCAUGUGUUUAUCAGAAAUGAUUACUCGGUGCCGCCGAAGAUUGUAGCCAGGAGGAUUCCUCAGAUUCGGAGCGUAACCUUGAAGGGGAAACCGAGGUUUCCAGCUUUUAAUUUAGUACCAGAGGAUUGGGGAGCUGAUGUUCAUCCAUGGUUGAGUGUUCUCGCCAAAGCGUAUCCAUUCCUAGAGGAGCUGAGACUGAAGAGAUUGACAGUUUGCUACUCAUUGCAGGGUUUCGGAUUGUGA
Messenger RNA from Lactuca saligna, 579 nucleotides. Lineage: Eukaryota; Viridiplantae; Streptophyta; Magnoliopsida; Asterales; Asteraceae. The record is from the annotation of a GenBank genome assembly.